This is a messenger RNA of Phaeodactylum tricornutum CCAP 1055/1, 1742 nucleotides long. RefSeq lists its product with no specific name. The coding region runs from base 1 to 1575 and encodes 524 amino acids. NCBI's taxonomy places the organism in Eukaryota, Bacillariophyta, Bacillariophyceae, Surirellales, Neidiaceae. The record is from RefSeq and is a predicted model, not a curated record. The transcript has a single exon.
AUGAGGUUUUCUACCACGAACGUUUACCAAAGUCUGCUGGUGGGAGUCGUACUGUACGUCGGGGGCGUCGCCGGGUACGUGAGUCACCUCCCUACGAAUUCGGGAGCGCUCCGCCUCGCCCCGUUCGUACCGAGCCGUAGCAGUGUGAGCCGCAUCCCCUACCCAUCCGUUCCAUUGGAUAUCGCAACGCCUCUACGCCCCUCAACAAGUCUCUCCGCGGGGGCCUCACAGAGUUCUAUCGUUCCGACGAAAUCCAUCGUUUCGGCGGCUGCCUUUUGCGUUCUCGACGUGGCCUUUCGUCGGGGAUUUCUCAAGGCCAACGUGGCGUUUCCCUCCAGUCUCGGUGGCUGCGGGAUCCUAUUGGCGCUCUUACUGGCCUUGCCGCGCAAGACCGCAGGCAAGGCCUUCUCGGCGCUCAAACCCGGGGCUGACGUGCUGGCCAAGUGGCUGCCCGUCUUUUUUGUACCCUCGCUCGUGACUCUGCCCUUGGCGGAUUCUUUGGGGUCCUCGGCGGAGCUCGCCAAAGUUGCGGCCGUUAUUGUGGGAGGAUUUUUGUUUACUCUCGUGACCACGUCGGCGUCGGUCGUUGCCGUUCGAUCUCUCCUUUCUGGUGACACUAACAGGGACGAAUCGCCCGAGGAGGCCCUUCCCAAAAUAGACGCUGUUUCCCAAGAAGCCAUUGCCGACGGCCGCGAUCCCUUUCCUACAAUCAAGCCCUUUGACGAUUCUACCGCAACCAUGCUCUACGGUCUCACGGUCUUUAGUGGCCUGGCGGCGGCCAAACUCACGCUCGACGGAGCCUCGUACGCCACCACCACGCCGCUCACGGCUCUCUUUAUGCUGAGCUCGACACUCGCCUCCUUUGUUUGGGGUGCCCGCUUGCCCAAAGCCUUGACCAAAGUCUUGCAUCCUUUGGUCACUUGCACCAGCCUCACUUGGGCGGCUGCUGCUGCCUUUGCCCGCGUUACGGGCCGUUCCUUUGCUUCCAUGCUACAAUCCUACCGAACGGGAAGUCUCGGAAAAAUGGCCGGCGCCGGUGACUGGCUCCUAUUUCUGCUCGGUCCCGCCGUAGUCUCUCUCGCUGUUUCCAUGUACGAUCGACGCAAGCUUAUGCGGGAAAACAUCCCGGAAGUAGGGACUUCGAUCGGCGUCUCAACCUUUGGUGGACUUUUUGGAACGGCGUGGGCCGUACGCUUUCUUAGUAUCGGCAAUCCCGCCGUUAGACUCAGUCUUUUGUCUCGUAAUAUCACGUCCCCACUCGCCAUGUCGAUUGCCAGUAUCCUUGGUGGUGCCGAUGUGAGCUUGGCCGUUUCCAUGGUCGUUAUCACGGGUUUGAUCGGGGCCAACUUUGGCGCCACGCUUUUGGACGCCUUGGGCAUCCGCGACGCUGUGGCGCGUGGCCUAGGCAUGGGCGCCGCCGCUCACGGUCUAGGCACGGCCGCCAUUGUGAACGAAAAGGACGCCUUUCCCUUUGCCGCCAUUUCCAUGGCGCUCACGGCUUCUGCCGCUACCGUAGCCGUUUCCGUUCCCGCGAUUCGCCGCGUGCUAGUCCAAACUGCCUUGGGCAGUUUGUGAAGGCCCGGAAAGCCCAGUCCAGCCCUCCCUAGUUUCAACUUUUCCAGAACACCACACAACCACACGCAUGCGACACGGGUACGUCAACGUUGGCGACUGAGUUUAGGAUGAGCCACUAUCUAUUCUAAUACAUGUAUAUGCAUAUUGUAACAAGAUGCAUACACACU